AUGGUUUGCUCUUUAUCCAAGAAAUAUCGUUUGAAAAUAUUUUUAGUUGGAAUCAAAUUGCACAGUCAAAAUCUCCUACCGUCACGAAAUACAACCCCAAAACCCAAACCUAUUUAAACCUCCAACCAUAAUCCCAUUUAUCACUCUCACUCUCUCAAUAGUAAACUAGGGUUUUGCAUAUCAAUUCCCAAAUCAUUGGAUUGACGCCGCCUACCACUACCGUCUCUUCAAGAAACGACGUGAAGUUCUUCUUCAACCUCAACACUCUUCCUCCAUUCUCGAGAAAAAGUUGAGAAGAGAGUCUUCCACAAUGGUUGCUGAUAUCUGGUCCGAUGAUAACAGCCAACAACUCGAAGCAACUACGGAAUUUCGGAAGCGUCUUUCCGUUGACAAACCUCCGAUUGAUGAUGUUAUUCAAUCUGGUGUUGUUCCCCGUUUUGUUCAAUUUCUAGACAAGGGGGAUUUUCCUCAACUUCAGCUUGAGGCUGCUUGGGCACUCACAAACAUAGCAGCUGGAACUUCUGAGAACACUAAGGUGGUAGUUGAUCAUGGCGCAGUACCAAUGUUUGUCAAGCUUCUUAGUUCACCAUGUGACGAUGUUCGGGGCCAGGCUGCGUGGGCAUUGGGAAACAUUGCUGGUGAUUCCCCUAGAGGCCGUGAUCUUGUUCUCAGUCACGGUGCCCUGAUCCUACUUUUAUCCCAGCUGAAUGAGCAAGAAGGGCUUUAUAGGCUGAGAAAUGCCGUUUGGACGCUGUCAAACUUUUGCAGGGGCAAGCCACAACCCGCACUUGAGCAGGUGAGGUCAGCGCUUCCCGCUCUCAAGUGUUUGGUUUUUUCCAAAGAUGAAGUCGUCCUGACCGAGGCAUGUUGGGCACUCUCGUAUCUUUCUGAUGGAACAAGUGAUAAUAUCCAAGCGGUGAUCGAGGCAGGUGUAUGUGGUAGACUGGUGCAAAUCCUUCUGGAACCAUCUCUUUCAGCGCUGUUUCCUGCACUUCGCACAGUGGGAAAUAUUGUAUCUGGAGAUGAUAUGCAGACUCAGGCUAUUGUCAAUCAUGGUUUACUCCCAUGUCUUUUGAGCCUGUUGACCCAUCCCAAGAAAAGUAUUAAGAAAGAAGCUUGCAGGACUUUGUCAAACAUUACAGCUGGAAACAGAGAGCAGAUACAGGCUGUUAUUGAAGCUGGUCUGAUUGCUCCCCUAGUCAAUCUUCUUCAAAAUGCAGAGUUUGACAUUACAAAGGAAGUUGCACAGGCACUCACUAAUGUUACAUCUGGUGGUACCCACGAGCAUAUCAAGUACUUGGUGAGCCAGGGUUGCAUUAAGCCUCUGUGUGAUUUGCUAGUUUGCCCUGAUCCAAGAAUAGUUACUGUUUGUCUAGAAGGUCUUGAGAAUUUUCUAAAGGUUGGAGAAGCAGAGAAAAGCAUAAGUAACACCGGAGAUGUCAACUUGUAUGCUCAGACGAUAAAGGAUGUUGAGGGAUUGGAAAAAGGUUUGGAGAAAUUUCUGAAGGUUGGAGAAGCAGAGAAAAGAUUUGGUAACACGGGAGAUGUCAAUUUGUAUGCUCAGAUGAUAGAGGAUGUUAAGGGAUUGGAAAAGAUUGAAAACUUGGAUAGUCAUGAAGACAGAGAAAUUUAUGAGAAGGCUGCUAAAAUUCUCGAGAGAUAUUGGUUGGAAGAUGAAGAUGAGACACUAACUUCAUGGUGUCUUGUCUAGUGAUAUUUCGUUGGGGGAGAAAGUAUGUUGCAGCAGCAAGGACCCAUGACGAUUUAUUGUAUAGAGGAAUAAGUAUAUACUAGGAGGAGUAAUUCCAUGUGAAUUUGGUUUUGUUCAUUUUACUUGUUGAUGAUAAAAUGCCUCUCCUUAAACUCCAAAAAUCAUGAGGAAAAACACAAACUCAACCGGUAGCGCUGAAUCCAAUAACACUCCUCAAACUCCUUCCUCUUCUUA
Messenger RNA from Medicago truncatula (barrel medic), 1945 nucleotides. RefSeq names its product importin subunit alpha. Gene Ontology annotation, cellular component: cytoplasm. Gene Ontology annotation, molecular function: protein binding; nuclear import signal receptor activity. Gene Ontology annotation, biological process: protein import into nucleus. The transcript has 10 exons. The record is from RefSeq and is a predicted model, not a curated record. NCBI's taxonomy places the organism in Eukaryota, Viridiplantae, Streptophyta, Magnoliopsida, Fabales, Fabaceae. Bases 311 to 1711 code for a protein of 466 amino acids.